Molecule: messenger RNA, 1701 nt
Organism: Sphaeramia orbicularis (orbiculate cardinalfish)
Lineage: Eukaryota; Metazoa; Chordata; Actinopteri; Kurtiformes; Apogonidae
Gene: fxyd5
Product: FXYD domain containing ion transport regulator 5
Exons: 10
Coding region: 61-765 (234 amino acids)
Biological process (GO): regulation of sodium ion transmembrane transporter activity
Cellular component (GO): membrane
Molecular function (GO): sodium channel regulator activity
Source: RefSeq, a predicted model, not a curated record
GGUGGGUGAGCAACAGACUGAAACACGACCGUUGGAUGAGGAAGUAACAAUGGUGAGCACAUGGGUGUGGUUGGCUUGCACCCACCCCAUCAGCCUGUCACAAGGGAAGCCGUGUGGAUGAUGAGACUGUGGAUGGAUCUCAGGACUUGGGGACCGCACAGGAUGGAUACUAAGAUUUUUUCAGCUUCCCUGGCUUUUUUCCUGUUUGCCACGUUAAAUGUGGCAACAGCUCAGGCUCCCACAACCUCAGAUGAAAAGGAGCCUCUGAACAGCCAUAUGACCAUCUCAACAGCAGCGCCCACUUCUGCCACUGGAAGAAGAUUAGAAAGCAGGGUAACUCGAGACGCUGACUCUUCACCAGAAACUUCCCCUGUUGCAAAAACCACAGGUUUUAACAUGAACAGUGACAGCACAGUGAACGUCAUCACUACCACAUCAGUGACAAACACAUCAAGAGGUUCUAAAGAGGAAACAACCAAACUCCAACCAAAUACGACAUCCCGCAAAGUGACACCAGCCCCACCUGUAUUUGAGACAACCACCAUAAAGAAGAUCUAUCUUCCUGUUGCCUGGGAUCCAGCAUGGGACCAGGGUUUCACCUACGAUUACGAGUCCCUUCGCCACAUCGGACUGUCCAUUGCUGCAGUGCUCUUCAUCAUAGGCAUAAUGGUCAUUGGCUGUGGAAAAGUCUGCCGGAUUCCUAAGUGUCAUAAGAGGUCAUCAAAGUCAUAUCGAGUGGUCCAAGGCGAAGGAGAGAAAAUGUGAACAGUGAUAAAAGGAUGAAGCUGAAAUGUAACAUCAGGCAAACACUUAGGAGUGUCUUAGAAACACAGUGAAUAAACAGAAAAAGAAACAUCAUUUAUGCUGACAGGAGAAAAUCUGGCACUGAUGGUUUAAUGUUCAAUGUUACUACUGUAGUAAAACUUGGUAGAAAUACACUAAGAAAUAAGGUGACUAUUUAUGAACAGUGAAAACUAUAAGGACAAAAUCAACAUAAAUCACAUGGGACAGUCAGCAAGUGUUGCCAGAGCAUCUUCAGCACACCUUGGGAUGGAUUCUAUCACCUGGAAAAUGGAUCAGAACUGUUCUUCCAGAGGAUAUUCCCUUCAUUUUGUAUUUGGAUGAUGGCGAUGUUGAACAUAUCCAUCUAAAUCUCCCACAGGUGUUAAAUGAGGCUGAGAUUUUGUGACUGUUAAACCAUAUGAGUCACAUCAUUUUCAGAGUUAUCGAACCGUUGAGUGAACUCAUGCCCGAUGGAUGUGGGCUUUACUGUCGAGAAAGCGUCCACACCCUUAGGAUUAUUCCUUAAUUUGUCACUCAUCUGUGUCUUGACACUUUAUGAGAUGAAUCACACUGUAAUCAUACCCUUGGCUACGAAGCAGGUUUGUUUCUAAUGACCUUUGUACUGUAUCACAUGUUAACACGACCAUACAACAGUCACGUAGCUAGGAUUACUAUUAAAUAUUGUGACAAAUGAACUCAUCUACAGUAUGUCCUAUAUUCAAUGGUCUCACACAGUAUGUAUGUUCUAGAAGGAACUAAAAAUAAAGCUGGGUCACUUCCUCUUCCUGAUAGUUACUGCACGCUCUUUACAGUUUCAAUCUCAACAAAAACACGAUGUUUUGUAAGCAGUGUCUAAGCCUCUUAGUUGUUCCAUGCUUGUAAGUGAGAAAAGCCCAAGAUUAAAUGAGAUCCACUGGA